This is a messenger RNA of Toxotes jaculatrix (banded archerfish), 1235 nucleotides long. RefSeq names its product transmembrane protein 241 (gene slc35d4). The record is from RefSeq and is a predicted model, not a curated record. The coding region runs from base 215 to 1111 and encodes 298 amino acids. Lineage: Eukaryota; Metazoa; Chordata; Actinopteri; Toxotidae. Gene Ontology annotation, molecular function: antiporter activity. The transcript is spliced from 15 exons. Gene Ontology annotation, cellular component: Golgi apparatus.
GGGGGACGGGGUAAACCUCCUGAGGAGCCUGAGACCGACUGACAGACAUGAUCCUCUGCUUGCAUAGACGAUCUUUGUCGGAGCACGUCUUGACGUGUCGCCGGGGACGUGCGGAGAGUUUUUGCGGGGAAGUGCGUGUAGUUUAACCGGACUUGAUGUUUGUCUCUUAGCGUGUGUCCGUCAUGUCCCCGCUGCAGCGCGUCCGCGGAUCAUCAUGCAGUGGAGGCGACACGUCGCCGGCUUCGCCUUUAGCUCCGUUUUCGUUUUGUCCUAUUUCACGAACAAGUUUGUUCUGUCUGUGUUGAAAUUCACGUAUCCCACCUUAUUUCAGGGAUGGCAGACACUAAUCGGGGCCUUUCUUCUUCUGCUCUCUGCAAAGCUGGGAUGGGUGGACAUGAGCCGCAUCACCAGAGCAGCAGCUCUGCCCUGGCUCCCAGCCUCCCUCCUGUUCGUAGGAAACAUAUAUGCUGGUUCCAGGGCCCUGUCACGCAUUCAUAUCCCUUUUUUCUUCACGCUGCAGAAUUCCUCUCAUGUGGUUUCUCAUCUGAUCCUGAGGGUUUUCUGCAGAGAGCAGAAGAUGCAGUGGCUGAAAUUUAUCAGCUUAUGUCUCGUGCUGUUUGCAGCCAUCAACCUCCCCAUGUAUGAUCCUCAGUUUGACUACAGUGGUUACCUGUGGGCUGUCGGUCACCUGCUCUGUGUCGGUGCAUACAGGGCGUUUCAGGUUCAUCACAGGUCCAGUAAUCUGAGUGACCUUGAACAACACUGCAUCAACUGCUUAUUCAGUGUCCUGCUGCUGGCAGCUGCUGCUCACCCAACAGGUGACCUCAUGGGUGCCCUGGAGUUUCCCUCGCUUCAGUCUCACACAUUUCACUGUGGGUGCUGUGCCAGUGCACUGCUGGGUUUUCUGUUGCUGUUGGCCACAGUCAGACUAAAGAGUGGAUUGUCCCUCGAGCAUUUUGGGAUCUGGAAUUUUGUGUCUAAGCUUACUGCCAUGUCCCUCUCCCCAUUUCUCUUCUCCAUGGACGUCAAUGCUGCGUCUCUGCUGUGUGUGGUCGUCAGUCAUGCUGGGGAGGCCCUGCUGCUGUAUUCUGACAGAGAACCUCAGCUGUGAUGGACACACACUCUGCUCUUCAUGAACAUAUUUGUCUUUUUUCAUGGAAAAUGUUAUUUUUUCAUAUUAUUUUUCUAAUCUCUCGUGUGAACUCUGAUAACCUUCUGACCAAAUAAAAUGCUUU